This is a messenger RNA of Gongylonema pulchrum, 384 nucleotides long. Lineage: Eukaryota; Metazoa; Nematoda; Chromadorea; Rhabditida; Gongylonematidae. The record is from the annotation of a GenBank genome assembly.
GGGAAAUCUCAUGUCGAUGAGAGCUGUGCGCGACCACUACAAAGCCCAUUAGAAAUGGAAUUUUCGGAUAAGAACAGAUCACUGAUAUUCAUAGAUGAUGAUCGGCCGAAAAAAUUUGUGAGAAACGAGAAAUGGGAUGAAUCGAUUCUUGCUUGGGCAGAUGAGAAGUUGCCACACGUCGAUAUUACGUUUCCGGCCUGCUGCACAUUGGAGGGAUAUCUUUCGCAGCAUACGAAAAAUUUUAAAAAAGUUGCUGGGAUGUUUCCGGAAAUAUACAUAUGCGAUGGGACAGAUGAGCAUGCAGUGAGAAGCUGUGCUGGACAGAUGGAUGCUUAUUUCUGUGUUCAGAUGGUACCCACUGAAAAUGGCAGUAUAGCAAGGUAA